AUUUGCAAACAUUCGGCAAACAAUUUACAAAGUUCAUCAACGCAAGAUUGUAGUUUUCCUAUUGACAUAUUCACGCGGAUUAGGCAUGAUAAAGGCCGAACGAAACAGCAUUAGUUAUUUUCGGCGCUUGUAUUUGUAUUUUCGGCAGUUAUGCAUCAAAGCGAUGAUGGCACUUUUAAUUUUAAGAGAAAUAAUGGACUGCAUGUUUGAGGCAUACCUCACUGAUGGAAACUCGGAAACUGACGAUAUACCACUGACCAAGGAGCCGGUUUAUAUCCUUGGAAUAAAAUAUGAUGCCAACAAAGAGCUCACAAUGAUUCGUCAGGAUAUACAAUCAAGACUGUGGUUCACAUACCGUCGAGGAUUCGUUCCUAUAGGUGGUGGCGAUGGUUUGACUUCGGAUAAAGGCUGGGGUUGUAUGCUCAGAUGUGGACAGAUGGUGCUUGGACAAGCAUUGGUUAUUCUACAUCUAGGCAGAGAUUGGUUGUGGGAUGCCAUAAGCAGGGAUCCAGUGUAUUUGAAAAUAUUGAAAAAGUUUGAGGAUAAUAGACAUGCGCCAUAUUCAAUUCAUCAGAUUGCUUUGAUGGGUGCUUCAGAAGGCAAAGAAGUGGGGCAGUGGUUUGGACCUAAUACAAUUGCUCAGGUUUUAAAAAGAUUAGUAAAGUUUGACUCAUGGAAUUCGUUAGUAAUCCACGUGGCGCUGGACAACACGAUGAUUGUCAACGAUAUCAGAGAGUUGUGCUUCGCUGAGAAUUCGCCCUCGAAUACCUCGAUGAGGCCGCAGUGGAAACCCCUGCUGUUGGUCGUGCCUUUACGCUUAGGAUUAAACGAAAUUAACCCAAUUUAUAUAUCUGGUUUAAAGAAAUGUUUCAAAUUUCCUCAAAGUCUAGGCGUGAUUGGUGGCAAACCGAACUUAGCGCUGUAUUUCAUUGGUUGCGUUGGCGACGAAGUAAUCUACCUCGAUCCGCACACAACUCAGCGCACUGGCUGCGUCGAAGGCAAAGAAAACGAAGAACAAGUCGAAAUGGACAGCACGUAUCACUGCAAGCGCGCAUCGCGCAUUAAUAUUUUACAAAUGGAUCCCUCGGUUGCAGUCUGCUUUUUCUGCGAACAAGAACGAGAUUUCGACGACCUCUGCCAAUUGAUACGUGACAAAUUAAUCGCCGAUGAGAAACAAGCCCUUUUCGAGAUCUGCAACGAACGUCCCGAGCAGUAUUCGCCGUCGGUUGAUUGCAUUGGUGAGGAUGUAAUCGGCGCUGAAUGCAAUGAUACCACGACCUGGACACACCUUAACACAUCUCCUACCAAAAAUUGUUCCGACCGGCUAUGUGAUUCAGAGAACGAAUUCGAAAUUCUCUAACUGUAUGCAGCACACAAUGCAAAUCGAAUCCGAGUUUUCAUGGAGUUUAAAGACAAGAGGACGAAUACGAGAUUAUUGUAUAGGUUUGUGGACGUAAGCGAAUCAUUGUACGUUCAUAUUGCUACGGCAACUGCUGUUUUGUAUACUUUGUGAUUGUCGUUUAUAAAUAUUGUUUUUUAUGUAUAAAGUAAAGCAUAAGACAGGUAAA
Messenger RNA from Dalotia coriaria, 1568 nucleotides. RefSeq names its product Autophagy-related 4a (gene Atg4a). The record is from RefSeq and is a predicted model, not a curated record. NCBI's taxonomy places the organism in Eukaryota, Metazoa, Arthropoda, Insecta, Coleoptera, Staphylinidae. Bases 86 to 1360 code for a protein of 424 amino acids. The transcript has 7 exons. Gene Ontology annotation, molecular function: protein-phosphatidylethanolamide deconjugating activity.